CGCGCAGGCACCCCCCGAGCCCGCGCCCGCGUCCCCGCCCCAGGAGACACACCACCUCAAAAGCUCGGACACGAGCUUCGUUCCCUCCCCAUUAAGCCUCCCCCUUCCCUCCGCCCCAAUCUCAGCUCGCCCGCCCCUCACUGCCAUCCCACCAACGCCGCCGCGCUCCGGUCCCUAGCUAGCUCGCUCGCUCGCCGGUGGUCCCCGCAAAUCGUUUCUUGUUUCUGGCUAGAGCACAACCUUUUGGUUUUGUCCAGCCUCCCGCUUCGCAUCCCCUUGCGUGAGGCCAUGGCCGAGGUCCCUGGAGCUGCCGGCGCCCUCGGCUCCCCGCCCCGGGAGGUCGUGGACGCCCCAGAGCGCGCGGCUGCUCUUCCCUCCGCGGCCGGCGAGCUCGGCUCCGCCGCCGAUGCUGAUAAGGAGGUUCCUGGAGGUUCGGAGGUCAGCGGCGCCGUUGGCACCGACAAGGCAGCCGGUCUGUGUUCCGGCGCCGAGCUCGAAUCGGCGGAGCCGGGUGUUUCGGAUGCGAGAUUAGAAGCUCCGGCGGCGCGAAUCCACGGACAGAAGCUGGGUUGCGGGAGUACGGGUUCCGAUGGAGCUGCCGCAAUCAGCCAUAUCCCCUCACCGGUUGAGCCGUCUCCGUCAGACGCCAGUUCGAAUUCAGACACCAACACCACCCCUGGGGCCAUUAGUGGUUCUUCUUCCCCUGCGGAGGGGUCCCUAUCCCAAGCAGAAGCAGCUGAUUCUCGAGGACGCGAGCCAGAAGCACACGAAGAGCCAACGGGCGCGCGUGGGGCGCCUGAUGCUGCAGCUGCGGUGGCCUCUAGCGAGCUCGCAGUCGAGUCCAGAGGGGAUUUCGACGGUCAAAACGGCCUUAUCCAAGGGGAAUUGGAGUUGCGUGCCGGUGGCUUUUUGCGUGGCGAAGGGGCAGAGGCGGAGCCUGAGGCCCCAGACGCCUCCACGACGCAGGCCAAGGAAGGAGUGGACGGGAUGGAGACGAGGUUGGAUGACUCUGAGGCUUCAGACGGCUCGACCACGCAGGAGGACUCUGACAACGACGUGGAGACGGAGUCCAGCAGCUCCAGCGUAGAGGAACAGGACGCGGGAUAUGGCGUCCACGUCCCACUCAUGGAACAAGUGACCUGUGAGGUGGCCAGGGAGAACAACACUUCAGAGACGAAGAGCUCUGAUAGGAUGGAUUCACUAGCUGUAUCAACACUUGUAUUGGCUUCAGGUGCAGCCAUGUUACCUCAUCCUUCAAAGGUGCACACAGGUGGUGAAGAUGCUUAUUUCAUAGCUUGCGACGGCUGGUUUGGUGUAGCGGAUGGAGUUGGUCAGUGGUCAUUUGAAGGAAUCAAUGCGGGGCUGUAUGCGAGAGAGCUAAUGGAUAGUUCCAAAAAAAUUGUCAUGGAGAAUCAAGGGCCACCAGGGAUGAGAACCGAGGAAGUUCUUGCUAUGGCGGCAGUUGAAGCACGAUCCCCUGGUUCUUCAACUGUCUUGGUUGCUCACUUUGAUGGGCAGGUCCUUCAUGUAUCUAAUAUUGGCGAUUCAGGAUUACUGGUGAUAAGAAAUGGACAAGUAUAUACACAAACAAAGCCGAUGACAUACGGUUUCAAUUUCCCGUUGCAAAUAGAAAAUGGUGUUGAUCCUUCAAGACUUGUACAGAAUUACGCUAUCGAUUUACAAGAAGGUGAUACCAUCAUAACAGCGUCAGAUGGUCUGUUCGACAACGUCUACGACCAUGAGGCGGCAGCCAUUGUCUCGAAAUCUCUAGAAGCCGACCGAAAGCCUACGGAGAUCGCGGAGCUCCUGGCUGCGAGAGCGAAGGAGGUGGGCAGGUCCGGGUCCGGGAGGAGCCCGUUCUCGGACGCGGCGCUCGCAGAAGGAUACCUGGGCUAUUCCGGGGGCAAGUUGGAUGAUGUAACAGUUGUCGUGUCCAUUGUUCGGAAAUCUGAACUAUAGACUGUUGAUAAGUUGUAUUUCUAUAUCUGAUGGCCAUGGCCGCAGCAAGUUGCGAGCCAUAUUGGGAUAGAGUUCAAAUGAUUGCAUCUUGGGCCUGAAGAAUGACCCAAUUCUUUAGCUUC
This is a messenger RNA of Triticum dicoccoides, 2081 nucleotides long. RefSeq names its product probable protein phosphatase 2C BIPP2C1. The transcript is spliced from 9 exons. Bases 289 to 1959 code for a protein of 556 amino acids. The record is from RefSeq and is a predicted model, not a curated record. NCBI's taxonomy places the organism in Eukaryota, Viridiplantae, Streptophyta, Magnoliopsida, Poales, Poaceae. Gene Ontology annotation, biological process: protein dephosphorylation. Gene Ontology annotation, molecular function: protein serine/threonine phosphatase activity.